AUGUGCUUCUCUCAGAUAUCUCAGAUGAAUGCCAUAUUGAAUGCCAAAGUCAUUCAGAUUCUAAAUUUUUAUCACUUCUCUUUUGUUAAUUCUUUUUCCUUUACUUUUCUUUUCAUCUUUUUCCUUUUCCCUUUUUCUCUCUCAUUUUUUCCUCUCUGGUCUUUUUCCUUUUCUGUUUUUUCUCUUUUGUCUUUUUCAAUUUCUGUUUUAUCUCUCACUUCUUUUUCCUUUUCUGUUUUUCUCUCUCAUCUUUUUUCUUUUCUGUUUUUUCACUCUCGUCUUUUUCCUUUUCUGUUUUUUCUCGCUUAUCCUUUUUCUUUUCUGUUUUUUCUUGCCCGUCUUUUUCCUUUUCUGUUUUUUCUUACCCAUCUUUUUCCUUUUCUGUUUUUUCUCACCCGUCUUUUUCCUUUUCUGUUUUUUCUCACCCGUCUUUUUCUUUUUCCGUUUUUUCUCUCGUCUUUUUCCUUUUCCGUUUUUCCUCUCUUGUCUUUUUCCUUUUCUGUUUUCUCUCUCUUUUUCCUUUUCUGUUUUUUCUCUCUUUUUCCUUUUCUGUUUUUUCUCUCUUUUUCCUUUUCUGUUUUUUCUCUCUUGUCUUUUUCCUUUUCUGUUUUUCCUCUCUUGUCUUUUUCCUUUUUCGUUUUUUCUCUCUCGUCUUUUUCCUUUUCCCUUUUUCUCUCUCGUCUUUUCCUUUUCCUUUUUCUCUCUCGUCUUUUUCCUUUUCCUUUUUCUCUCUCUUUUUCCUUUUUCUUUUUUUGUCCUUUUCCUUUUUCUCUCUCUCGUCUUUUCCUUUUUGUCCUUUUCUCUCUCUCGUUUUUUCCUUUUGUCCUUUUUCUCUCUCGUCUUUUUCCUUUUCCCCUUUUUUUUCCCUUCUCGUCUUUUUCCUUUUCUUUUUCUCUCUCGUCUUUUUUCCUUUUCCCUUUUUCUCUCGUCUUUUUUCCUUUUCCUUUUUUUCUCGUCUUUUUCCUUUCCCUUUUUCUCUCUCGUCUUUUUUUCCUUUUCCUUUUCUCUCUCGUCUUUUUCCUUUUCCUUUUCUCUCUCGUCUUUUCCUUUUCCUUUUUCUCUCUCGUCUUUUUCCUUUUCCCUUUUUCUCUCUCGUCUUUUUCCUUUUCCCUUUUUCUCUCUCGUCUUUUUCCUUUUCCCUUUUUCUCUCUCGUCUUUUUCCUUUUCCCUUUUUCUCUCUCGUCUUUUUCCUUUUGUCCUUUUCCUUAUUUUUCUCUCCUCUUCUUAUUCUUUCAUCUUUCUCCUUAUUUUUCUCUUAAUUUACUUUUUUAA
Molecule: messenger RNA, 1272 nt
Organism: Acanthosepion pharaonis
Lineage: Eukaryota; Metazoa; Mollusca; Cephalopoda; Sepiida; Sepiidae
Source: the annotation of a GenBank genome assembly